GAAUGGGAGCUCGUGGUGCUGGGGAAGUUGAAGUGGAACCUCGCAGCCGUCACCCCGCACGAUUUCAUUGAACACAUCCUAAGGAAGCUGCCUCUACCUAAAGACAAGUUGCUUUUGAUCCGGAAGCAUGCACAAACGUUCAUUGCCCUUUGUGCCACAGAUUUUAACUUUGCCAUGUACCCACCAUCAAUGAUAGCAACUGGAAGUGUGGGAGCAGCCAUCUGUGGCCUUCAGCUUGAUGACGGGGACAGCCUCACAGACCUCCUGGCCAAGAUCACAAACACAGAUGUGGACUGCCUUAAAGCUUGUCAAGAACAGAUCGAGGCGGUGCUAGUAAACAGCCUUAGGCAAGUCCGGCAGCAGCAACAGCAAAGCAAUCCUUCUAAGACGGUGGAUGAACUGGACCAGGCCAGCACUCCCACAGAUGUGAGAGAUAUCAACCUGUGAGGACAUCGGCACAGAAAGUCACGCUUGCUCCCCCAGCCCUUUUAUUUUUGUUAUUAUUUUUAGAGUGAUUUUUUUUUUUAAUCUGCUCCCACAUAGAACGUAUUUAAAGCUCUUUUAGGUAAAAAAACAAAAAAAAAAAACAAAAAAAAAACCUGAAUAAUGAAAAAAAAACCCAACAUUGGUGCCUGUGAUGUUCUACAGAAGGGAAUCCCACAAUAUAUUUGGUAAUUGCUAUUUGAUUAUGUAUCGGUGAUAUUAAAUGCUUAUAAAAGCAUACAAAGUAGGUAGAUAAAUGUAAGCCUGCAUUUGUGGGAACAACGUAGAGUAUACUUGUCUGUGUAUUAUGACCUAGUGCAUACACCCCUUUUUUAAGAUUUAAGAAAGGAAUCGUGUGUGCGAUUUUAUGGCUUGACUAGAUUGCAAAGCAAUAGAAUAAGGGGUUUAGGGCAAAGUGGGAAAAGAUCCCUGAAGCAAUUGAACCAUUUUGAAUGCAGAAGAGAUUUGCUGAUCUGUCACCUCUGUUAUUAGUCAGAAGUGUUUGUUGGAUCUCUGUAUGUUAGUUUUGUUUACUCUUGCUGUCUGUGGUAGCUGCUACCU
Messenger RNA from Leptosomus discolor (cuckoo roller), 1044 nucleotides. The record is from RefSeq and is a predicted model, not a curated record. Lineage: Eukaryota; Metazoa; Chordata; Aves; Leptosomiformes; Leptosomidae.